Sphaerodactylus townsendi is the source of this 1179-nucleotide messenger RNA. RefSeq lists its product as uncharacterized. The transcript is spliced from 6 exons. The record is from RefSeq and is a predicted model, not a curated record. NCBI's taxonomy places the organism in Eukaryota, Metazoa, Chordata, Lepidosauria, Squamata, Sphaerodactylidae. Bases 122 to 772 code for a protein of 216 amino acids.
UUAAAGAGCUUUGAUGCCACAAUACUGAGUGGCUGCACAUCAGAUCCUGAACUCAGAAUCCAUAAGCCAAAGUCUUCUCACUACUCCCUCUGCUCCACGUCUGCCUUCCUAAUAGGCUGUGAUGGUACAUCCAAAUCGUGACUGGCCUUUACGUUCAGAACAACUCAAAGAGUCUCAUAGGUGGGGUGGCUCCAAAAGACCUAGGCACCAGAAUCUGCAAAACGUUCAGGAGAAAGUAGUUCCUGGUAGACCCCUGCCUGAUUAUCAACAGCAUCUCUACAGGCUGCUGGGCCCUGAGAAAGCCUCUGAUAUUGUAAAUCCAUCCAUUUUGGAAAAGCCGAUAAGCCCUCCAGUACAGCGCCUACUGGUGGCUAGGACAGUCCGGGGAGCUGAGGAGCUAUGGAAGGCCCUGCAUGAGGAACCCAAGCUCCGGCGUCAGCUUGCAGAAGCUAAGAAGGGCAACUUGCUUUCCUACCAGGUACCAUGGCUAGGACGCCCAGUUUCCACAUAUCGGAUGCAGCAAGUGGAUCAUUGGCGGCGACAGCUGCACACAAUGUACCGUCUUGGGAAACAGCACCAGCGCACAGCCAGCUGUCUCCUGGCCACAAAGCACAUCACUGACCUCAGCGACCCCAAUGGGACUGAAGGACCCACUCGCUACCUGCACUUCACCCUGAAUAGUAAGCAGCGGCCGGCCAGUUGCCCUGAAGGACCAACCAACAGAGCACAGAGACCAAGCUACCCAGACCCCACGGUGAUGCCUCCUAGUUAGAGGAAAUUUCUUACUUCUGAAUGUGAGUCAGGCAGCUAGUGAUUUAUUUCUCCUUCCUUUAAUCUGUCUAAUCCAUUUUUUAAAGCUAUCUAUACGGUGGCCAUUUAGUGAAGGACACCCUCCUUUGAUCCAUCCUGAGUUUAUUGCCCAUCAGCAUCAUUGAUUACCCAUAAGUUAUAGUAUUAUGGAACAAGAAGUUUGUUCUGUCCACUUUCUCUAACACAUCAUGUUAGCCUCCAGAUCCAAGGUGUUUGGGUACCAUCAUGUGUGAAUAAUUCUGUGGACAAGGAGCCCUCUAUUCCAGUGCUGAUCUAAUUAUUUCAAGUGUGAGAUGUGACAAGUUCUGGGGUGUGUGUGUGUGUGUGUGUGUGAAUUCCUGAAAUUUCCUUGGGAAUAAUUUUUGAAUC